Molecule: messenger RNA, 534 nt
Organism: Eimeria acervulina
Lineage: Eukaryota; Apicomplexa; Conoidasida; Eucoccidiorida; Eimeriidae
Product: DNA-directed RNA polymerase , related
Exons: 4
Coding region: 1-534 (177 amino acids)
Biological process (GO): DNA-templated transcription
Molecular function (GO): DNA binding; DNA-directed RNA polymerase activity
Source: RefSeq, a predicted model, not a curated record
AUGGGUACACCUGGAGUGCGCGCAGUCGGCGUUAAGUCUAACCAUGUUGUUGAAGUUGCACAGAUUCUAGGGAUUGAAGCAGCGCGACAAGUAAUUAUCGACGAAAUUAAAAAGUGCAUGGAGGCAUAUUCUAUGAACAUCGACUGUCGACAUAUGACGCUUCUGGGCGAUGUUAUGACUUUCAGAGGUGAAGUGUUAGGGAUAAAUCGCUUCGGCAUACAAAAGAUGCGAGCCUCUACAUUAGUUCUAGCUUCGUUUGAAGAAACAAACGAGCAUUUGUUUGAAGCUGCUGUACAUCAUCGCUCUGAUCCUGUUAAAGGUGUCAGUGAGUGCAUCAUCAUGGGCAAGCCUAUAGCCCUAGGGACGGGUUCUCUCGAUAUACUUGCGCAGCUCAAUAUACAGAGCCCUAAGAAGGAGUAUGAGACCCUUCUAGCUCCUUACAAAACCACAGCAGCAGCAGCAGCAGCAACAGCAACAGCAACAGCAGCAACAACAGCAGCAGCAGCAGCAGCAACAGCAACAGCCCGUUCGUAA